AUGCCGGUUGAUGCCAGCAUUGGGGGCAUCAAUGGGUCACGCACUACUAAAGUAUCGACGUCCCGACACGAAAACAACUGGGCAGUGCUGGUGUCGACGUCCCGCUUCUGGCUCAACUACCGUCACAUUGUCAACACCAUGUCAAUAUACCAUGUCGUUAAACGUCUUGGUAUACCAGAUAGCAAUAUCAUUCUGAUGAUUCCAGAUGACAUGGCUUGUAACGCCCGCAAUCCGCUGCCGGCGCAGCUGUUCAACAAUGAAAGCCACCUGCUGGACGUGUACGGCCAGGAUGUGGAGGUGGAUUACCGGGGCUACGAGGUGACCGUGUCCAACUUCCUGCAGGUGAUGACAGGUAGGGCUCACUACAAUGUUCCUCGUUCCAAGCGCCUGCUUUCGGACGCAUCUUCCAACGUGCUGGUGUACCUCUCGGGCCACGGGGGCGACGAGUUCAUCAAGUUCAAUGAUGUGGAGGAGCUCCUGGCCCAGGACCUGGCGGACGCGCUGGCGCAGAUGGCGGAGAAGGGCAGGUAUCGGGAGCUGCUGAUGAUUGUGGAGACCUGCGAGGCAGCGACGCUGGUGCAGAGGAUUAGCGCGCCCAACGUCAUUACCGUCGCUUCCAGUCAGAAAGGGCAACAGUCGCUGUCAUUUAAGUCGGAUCCGGAGCUGGGCCUGUCUCUUAUUGACCGGUUCACGUACCAGACGUUGGCUUUCUUUGAAAACAUCGAAUAUAACAGCACUGCGACGUUGGCCGACCUGUUGCAGACGUACAGGUGUGUCGCGUGUGCGUCGCAUUUCUCGUACCGGAUGACAAAUGCGACACGUCGACCUUGCGAUGUGAAACUGACUGACUUUUUUGGGUCGGUUGCAAAUGUCCAGAUUGCCUCUGACCGGGGCCCGCAGGUAAGGUGGUUCCUGCUGAGCGUUCCACAAGUAUUUGUCUGUUACAACGCUUAG
Molecule: messenger RNA, 954 nt
Organism: Volvox carteri f. nagariensis
Lineage: Eukaryota; Viridiplantae; Chlorophyta; Chlorophyceae; Chlamydomonadales; Volvocaceae
Exons: 6
Coding region: 1-954 (317 amino acids)
Biological process (GO): attachment of GPI anchor to protein; protein localization to cell surface; proteolysis
Cellular component (GO): GPI-anchor transamidase complex
Molecular function (GO): GPI-anchor transamidase activity
Source: RefSeq, a predicted model, not a curated record